Amoebophrya sp. A120 is the source of this 1786-nucleotide messenger RNA. The record is from the annotation of a GenBank genome assembly. Lineage: Eukaryota; Dinophyceae; Syndiniales; Amoebophryaceae.
AUGCUCGAAGUCGACGAGACCAUCGCGUAUGAGGAUUUCAUCCUGGAUCCUCGUUUCAAGGACGCGGAGCUGGUCACUUUCGAGGACCUGCCACCGGGUGCAAUACUCCGUGCAGUACCGGAUAGUGCUGUGGAAGCGACUGAGAUGCAGCAAGCGGCAAAUAAUUCUUCCUCGCAGCGACCUCGGUGCCCACAGCAGGCUGGGAGAAAGAAGAACGUUUCAUCUCGCGGGAUGAACAAUGCGGAAGUAGAAAAAAUUAAGCGAGCGAAGGCGACAGCGUUGGAGGAAAGCAACAUGAAAAUCGCGAACAUGAUUGUUGAUUUGUGGACUGGAUACUUGAACAAGAAGGAAACGACCGCGACACCAGCGACUUGCACUACUUCUAGCGACGACAAAGGAAGAGCUCCUGUUGCACCACCAGCACAAGGAGCUUCUGAUUCGAACAGCGACAGCCAAGAAACCGACCAUGCAACCGGUCUUGCUGACGAGUUUGCCAAGAAAGUGAGCUUGGAGGCGGAGCAGAACGACAAGCACGUUCGUGCAGAAGACGUCGAAUAUCGAGAGGACCCGACGGACGGCUACGCUUAUUGUCUCAAGGACUUUGUUGUCGAGUACGGCGGUAGUAUGGAAGAUCCGCCAAAGCAGUGGCUCGGAGCGAAGCGAGUGGAUGUGGACGAUCUGGUGUUCGAAGCCGUCCCUGUUUCCGGGGCCAGUGGUACCACAGAAAGUUCUAGCGCAGGUGCAGCACAAAGGCUGCAAAAUGGUAGUGACUCCGUCGCUUCAUCCGGGAAACGUACCAAAAACCCCUCGAACAAGAAGGCCAACAACUCCAAGAACAAGAACAAGAACGCGAAGCAGAAUUCAACAUACAAGAAAAAGCAAGAUUGCGAUGAAGAUUACUCCGUCCCUAUCAUUCACGUACCGGAUGUGCGCUCCGACGAGCAGGAGCACCGGGUUGACUUGGCCACGGACCCGCCGAUGGCGUUUCCGCUGUGGGAUUUCUUACUCGAGUACGGCGGUUCGGUGACCAACCCGCCACGGGAGUGGGUAGAGGCCCCGACGGAAGAAGAAUUUUUACACCUGAAUCGGUCGCUGAGCAUGCACCACAACGAGGAGGAGCCUGUGCAAGAAUUUUGUGCGGAAUCGUUGGUAGAGAACGACAGUGCGCCUGAAAUAACGACGGCAUCUUCCGCUCCGAUUGGAAGAUGUGGACAAGAAGAUGCGCUGCUAGAUCCGACGGUUCUGCCCGUGCUACACGUCGAACAAGAUACUUCAUCCGGAACUUUUAUCGGACCUCAGAGAGGACCACCGGAAAGUGCAUUUUUGCAUCAAGAACAGGGAGAUAAGCAGGCGCCGGCGAACAAUUUGAAGAGUACUUCUACGACAAGUGAAAAUAACCAUUCUGUUGAAAGAACCAACACGCCAAGCGUCAGGAAGCAGAAAGAGAAACCCACGCUGGGUAUGAUCCGACAGGAUGCGCGGCGCCGGAUGGCAGACGCCAAAGUGGAAAUGGAAAAGGCCACCGAGAAAUUUUUGAACGCUGUGAAUUGGUAUCACAAACUGAUGGAAGAGUAAAUAAGCCACACCGUGACGCAGAUGACGUGUAAAAAGUAGCCCACUGGCAGAACAAUUAUAUCAUCACAGACAUAACAGAAAGCACAAGUAUCUCAUUCGUAGGAACUCUCCAUCACAGCAUUAUGCGAACACCCCUCGAUGAACGGGUAAAGACCCUCGGAAGUCUCCUUCUAUCGUGGCUGAAGGCAGAAUGAGAUUUUCACGAUUUUUC